Messenger RNA from Bombina bombina (fire-bellied toad), 1241 nucleotides. Its product is annotated as carbonic anhydrase 4-like. Gene Ontology annotation, cellular component: plasma membrane. Bases 39 to 1013 code for a protein of 324 amino acids. NCBI's taxonomy places the organism in Eukaryota, Metazoa, Chordata, Amphibia, Anura, Bombinatoridae. The transcript is spliced from 9 exons. Gene Ontology annotation, molecular function: carbonate dehydratase activity; zinc ion binding. The record is from RefSeq and is a predicted model, not a curated record.
GCUUACAACAAUUUAUACUGAGCAGCAGAUUCUUCAGAAUGAGAGGUGUUUUUCUGAUGCUUGUGAUGUUUACUUGUUCAUCUUAUGCAGUAACAGAUUGGUGUUACGCUGAAGAAUCAUGCGGUCCCGGGUCCUGGUUUGUUUUGGGCUUUUGCAAUGGAUCCCAACAGUCCCCUAUAGACAUUAUUGAGAGUUCUGUAAAUACUAAUACCAGCCUAGGGGAACUUAAGUUCAACAACUACAAUGAUAAGAACAAGCUUCUGGCUGUCACUAACAAUGGACACUCAGUGGAGGUCUCACUCGCUGAUGGAGUUAAUAUCUCUGGGGGAGGUCUCCCUGGAACCUACUCAGCUGUUGCAUUUCAUUUUCAUUGGGGAAAUUUAACAUCACCAGGCUCCGAGCAUCGACUGAAUGGGAAACAAUAUCCCAUGGAGAUGCACAUUGUUCACACAAAAGAAAAUAUGAACCUAACUGAAGCCAAGAAUGAUCCAACUGGGAUGGCAGUGCUGGGAUUCUUCAUUGAUGUUGUAGACUUCAUCAAUGCAUCUGAUUUUGAAUUAUUUUCUUCAUUGCUACCACAGAUUUCAAGUCCGGGAGAUACAUUAUCUCUUAAUUCUUCCUUCUCACUGGAUGCCCUUUUGGGGGGCGUGGAUCGUACGGUGUAUUAUCGAUACAAGGGCUCCCUCACCACUCCAAACUGUAACGAGGUUGUGUUAUGGACAGUAUUCCGAGACCCCAUCAAGGUCCAAACCAGUGUGGUUAAAGCCUUUUCAUCCAAUCUUUAUCACAAUGUGUCUGGGGAGCUUGAGACGUUAAUAAACAAUUUCCGCCCCACUCAAGCACUCAAUUCUCGGGAGAUUCAGGUUUCUUCCAUGCAAAAGUUUAAUGUCACAUCCAUGGCCAGUGUCACCCAUACGUCUAGUUUAUAUACCACAAAGAGUGCCAGCCACCAUGAUAGUGCCAGUCUUAUCCUUACAGUGGUCACAACUGUAUUACUUCUUAGGUCAUAUUAGGUAUAAUAAAAGCUACAUAUUAGCGAUACCUAAAAACAUUUUAUGAUCACCAAUAUGUACAUAUCAUUGUGUAUCAAUGGACCAGUGGAGUUGGACAUUCAAAGAAUAAUAGGAAAAGAAAGCCUGAAAUUGUAAAGCAGAUUAAAAUCAGAACGGACAGGUGGUCGUUAAGCAUAGUUUGCCUCUAUUUGACUUAUUUAAAUAAAUACAAAAUAUGCUAAUUGGGAA